AUGGUUCUUCCGAAUGAGUCUACCCCGUUUCAAGCGGCAGGCAACCUACCUUGCGGGAGUCCUGCUUGCCCCCAGUGCAAUAUCGGCCUUGGUACUCGAUCGCAUUCUUCGCAAUCCAGUGCUGAGGAGCCGAUGCAGCCCCCUACCGAAUCUCAACGGAAUCAUAUUCUGCAUAACAGUUUCGAAAGCACUCGUCCAGAGUUUCUUCACGAAUCACAGCUCCGGCACUAUUUGGGAAGCGCGGAGCCACCACCAUACAUCUCCACGCUAUCCCCACUGGAGACUGACCGAUACACCAGGACCGUCCAAGAAAGGAUGCACCUCCACCACCACGCUCCGGGCAGAGAAUGCAAUGUUGGCUAUCGCUGCGAGAGGCGCUUCUUCUCCACUGCACCGGGCGAAUUGAUCGAGUGCUUCGUUCCUGGUCAAAGGUCGGCGUUUGAGGAUAAUCCUAUUCCAGAUGAGUAUUGCCAAGACAUUGAUUUUGAGAUGGAUUUAAGGCCGGAAUACGUCAGAGGAUUGCGACGUCGGCAAAUAUUCUCUGAACAGCUGGGGACUUUGUUUGAAAGGAGUGCAGAACGGCGACGACGGGUUGCGAUGGAGGCGAUGCAAACGUUGGUAGACCUCGAGACGCAGAGAACAGACUCGCGCCUAGUAUACUCUCCCGCAUGUGAGUCCUAUCCUCUGGACCCUGUUGGUACUCAGGCCGCAGGUAUGGGUGAUGAAGUCGAGCCUUCCAGUCCAAUCAUCGUCAACGGCAGUACACCACAACCACCAGAUACCAKGUUGUGGAGUUACGGAGAUUCCAAUCCCAGCAUCGUCAACAACCACCAGAUGACAGGCCAUGGAGUUACGGAGGCUUCGACUCAGGCCGCAGGUAUUGGUGAUGAAGUCGAGGCUUACAGUCCACUCAUCGUCAACGGCAGUACGCCACUACCACCAGAUACCAGGUUGUGGAGUUACGGAGAUUCCAAUCCCAGGAUCGUCAACAACCACCAAAUACCAGGUUAUGGAGUUACGGAGAGUCCAACCCAAUCAUCGUCAACGGCAGUGCACCACAACCACCAGAUACCAGGCCAUGGAGUUACGGAGACUUCUACUCAGGCCAUCGCCAAUGAUCGUAUACCGCAAGCAGAGGCAUUCCAAGAAGAUCAAUCGUCCGACGAGCCCGUUCACGAACAAGCUUUAUUCCGGCGACUUCCAGAGCAGAGAGGUGAUGAAGAGUCAGGAGGAUACUGGUAG
Molecule: messenger RNA, 1242 nt
Organism: Ramularia collo-cygni
Lineage: Eukaryota; Fungi; Ascomycota; Dothideomycetes; Mycosphaerellales; Mycosphaerellaceae
Exons: 3
Coding region: 1-1242 (413 amino acids)
Source: RefSeq, a predicted model, not a curated record